Molecule: messenger RNA, 2308 nt
Organism: Epinephelus fuscoguttatus (brown-marbled grouper)
Lineage: Eukaryota; Metazoa; Chordata; Actinopteri; Perciformes; Serranidae
Gene: cep19
Product: centrosomal protein 19
Exons: 2
Coding region: 165-641 (158 amino acids)
Biological process (GO): trans-Golgi to periciliary membrane compartment transport; microtubule anchoring at centrosome
Cellular component (GO): centriole; spindle pole; centrosome
Source: RefSeq, a predicted model, not a curated record
CGCCCAGGCAACGCUAAUGCUCCUCAGCUCUAAUCAACUCGACUGUCAAACGCCCCUUUACCGUAAACUGUGUUAAUUAUUUAAGUUAAAAUGCUUUAGCCUUUAAUAUCUGAACCUAAAGUGGAGACCAGUUUGAACCAGACUGCUGCAGACAUAAACAAGAGAUGAGUUUCGAGGCAAAGCGAUGUGGAGUUCAGUUCAGUCCCCCCUCUAUAGUUUUAAUUUACCAACACAAGGAAACUAAAAAUGUGCGAAAAAGAAUAAUACCUGUGCGGAACUUCUCAAAGUAUUCUGACUACAGCAUGGCUGCAGAGAGGCUGAAGAACCACCCCCGGCACAGGGACUACCUGGAGGGUGUGUCACAGAGCCAGCUGGAGAAGCUUCACAUCAUCCUGCGAGAUCACAUGCAAGGCUACACCUUGGAGCACAGCCUGGCCUCGCUCCGCCUGGACCCUGACGAAGACCUGAACAAACUGGACGAUGACGAGCUGGCUCGCAAGAAGGGCCAAAUGGACGAACUGUUCGAGAAGAAUCGGAGGCGCAUAGACGAUCCUGACUUUGUUUACGACGUGGAGAAGGAUUUCACCAAGACCGCCCAGGAAAAGUGCAGCUGGGAUGAGGAGUCUGAUGAUGGAUUUUGAAACUGUUCUUCAAUCCUUUGACCUUUCAGACUGCAAAUGACCUGACCUGAUGUCCUCUGAGAGAACAAGACAACCUGACACAGCUGAGGUUUACUACAAUGUUUUACACUUGGUUAACUUCUGAUGUUUGGUAGCUUUUUCCAGGAUAUAUCUUCUUGCACACAGAUAGUUAAUUAGGUACACAUAUUUAAAAACAGUCUAAUGCACCAACUGUGAUAAACUAUCUUCACAGAAGUUAUACUGCCCAGUUUUAGAGUGUCACAUGACUUUAAGGGGUGGAAGAAAACUUUUUAAAAACUCUACAGUAGGCCUUUAUCUCAGCAUUUAAUUUUCUGUGAAGGCAGAAAACUAAAUGAAAUACUUUAAGUUUGGAGAAUGGUGACGACCUGAAUACAAGCUACUUUUACAGAGCCUUCACUCUCUGCUUAACAGCAUCAGCCUGCAUUAGAAAAGUAAGCAGUUAAAACUAAAGCGCUAACAGGACAAUGGCCAUAUACACACUAGGAGAGAAUCAUAAAAACUUGCUAAAAAUAUUAGUAAAACUAAUCCCUGAUGCAAUAUUCACAUGAAAUAAUCUGCUCAAGAAUUCAUCCGUAUCACUCCUUUUACAGACUUUGUGUUAUUGUGGUCAUCAUUUGGAUAAUUGUUAAGUUUGUCAGUUGCUUGUGUUGUCACAGACAUGCAUUAAAUAUAAUAUGAAAUAGCCUUGAAAUGUCAGUAAGUCAGGGAUUGUCACUUUAUAUAAUGAUAGAAAAGGAGUCCACAGGAAACCACUGUUCUAGUUUGUUCUACCUAAUAAACGUAUCAUAAAGUUAUAGGAGUUUUAUGCUGAAUCCAAAUGUCCACCCUCUGGGCUUGCAGACUGAGCCCUCGUCAUGUAAAGUCUGCGAGGGCAGAGACAGCAAGCAGCUGAUAGACAGCACUCAAGACUGGUUUACUCAAUGCCACGGAAACGUUUGAGUGACGAUUACAAUAAUUGUUACUGCAGUCACAUUCUGUCUUCUCAUCUGUCUGCAGAGAGGAUAAAAAUCUCAUGUAUGGGGUCAUUUUGUGAGUGAAUAAAUUAAAUUUCUGUAUAACGUAUAGACUGCAGACAUUCAAAUAGACAUGUUUGUAAAUAAGGACCAAGCUACGACUGAAUAAAUCUGGUAGGUUUUUUUCCGGCCACUUUUCUAGCCUAUAUAUUUAGCAUCACACUGCCCAACCUCUAGGGUAGGCUGCAAUAACACAGUGCAUUUUGAUGUCUGUAUUGCAAUGAAUUGUGUGCAGUUAAAUAAGUGGUCUGCAGAAAGUCCGCUUUAGGUCCCUUGUGACUGGAGGAAUAGUGAGUUUGGACAGGCCAAAGCACUGCCAGACUUACCGGGAACACGCCCGUAAAGUCCGUGAGUCUGCAAGUGCGAGCAUUUGGAUUCAGCCUCAGAUACAAUACAAUUAGGAGUGGAUAGUUGAGAACAACGCCCACAGCUACAGCAGCUGAUCAAAACAUUCCCAAACAAUGACGGCAAUAAAGACAAUAGGUACCCCCACGUCUUAUUUACCACUCAGGAUAAACCGUCACUUUAAACACAGAUCACAUUUCAUUUCAAACCGCAAUGAAUGAAAUAAUGCAUGAAUUAUAGUGAAUAUUUAUUUGUUAUAAAAUACUGAAUUUUACAAAAUACAAAGAC